Dissoconium aciculare CBS 342.82 is the source of this 1883-nucleotide messenger RNA. RefSeq names its product ankyrin. Bases 81 to 1757 code for a protein of 558 amino acids. The transcript is spliced from 2 exons. Gene Ontology annotation, cellular component: cytoplasm. NCBI's taxonomy places the organism in Eukaryota, Fungi, Ascomycota, Dothideomycetes, Mycosphaerellales, Dissoconiaceae. The record is from RefSeq and is a predicted model, not a curated record. Gene Ontology annotation, molecular function: protein binding.
CUUGUUCGAGUCCCAUCACGCUUGCGAACCUCAAACUUCAGAAUGGUAUUUUACUUGAAGUUUUCUGAACUUCCAUUGAAAUGCUUGAUUUACAAGAUCUGCCACUUGAGGUUUUCCUUCUCAUAAUCAAGGAGGUCGUUCAAACCAUCGGAAUAUACAACGCCGUAUUGCUGCGAUCCAUCAGCCAUGCAUUUAAUACAGCUCUACUCCACGCAAUCUGCAAUAGUCAAGUGGUUGAGAUCGAGGACGAGUCCACACCAGUACUACGAUAUCAGCUGGGACCGAUGUUAAAAGGCAAGAUCAUUGCAAACAAAUCGCGCCGGAUAGGAAUGUCACCACCGAAGCACCUUGCAGUCGUAUCCAAAGUCAAUGCACGUUUGGACGAUGUCAGUCCUUUACAGGAUCAUGAUGCACUAAACGCACGACACGAAGCUGUCGCAAGUGCCGUGUAUCUCAUGCACAAUGGACCCGAAGGCCCAGACAUCGACGCGCAAAAUUUGCUCUGCGGAGCUGUCAUCGCAAAGGACUUGCCUCUUUUCAAGAUAUUACUCGAUAGGAGAAGGCCACUAAAUUCUAGUUUGAGGGCGAGAGAACGCACACCUUAUUUUGACGACCCCCUGUCUCUCGCAGCGGAGCACGACGACGUGGCUAUGGUCCAACAACUUCUUGAUUGGGGUGUUCGUCACGAAGAUCCGAUCCAGAAGUUCCACAUUUCCGACUUUCGAAGAUUGUUCCAGCAACCAGGCAGUAUCGACAUGUUGACGACGAAACAACUCGGCGACUAUGUGGCAAUGCUCGAUGGCGCUGAUCAGGUUUCAUGGCAACUCAACUCCGCGCCUGUACGGGGUCAUACAAGCGCACUCCGCGUCGCGAUCGUCAGAAACAACGACGAGAUCUUCAGCUUGCUCAUGUGCUCAGGAUAUCGCUUACCUGUUGCAAGUGCUGAGUAUGUAGCAGCCAUCGUCGAAUGCGGGAAGCACGGUCGGAUCGAAUUCAUCUCCACUUUGCUCGAGGCAGUAGGAAAGCAGCUCUCGGAGUUCAAAGGCCUUGACUUGAACCUGCUCCAGCGAGCGAUCCACCACAGGCAGGCCAGGCUCUUGCAAUGGCUGCUUGACAAGAAUGUAGAUCUUCUCUACUCUGUCAGCUCUGGGCCUCGGCCAGACAACUCUGCACUGGGCAUGGCAGCACAUACAGGCGAUGUAGCAUGGGCGCUGCACUUGAUCGAGAAAGGUGCAGUAGAUGACGAACCCGGUCGACCGCAUGCUGUACUUGAUGCCGCUGCACGACAGGGCAAUAUCGGUGUUGUUCAGACGAUGCUCGAUGUCUUCAGGACUGUCAAGUGUUUUGCCAGCGAGUGCGCAGAGCAUGCGUUGGUGCGAACGGCAUAUGCGUCUGCCGCCAGGCAUGGACGAUUGAAGCUGACAAGGCACCUGCUGAUGAGAUACCCUGACAUAAAGUCCGCGUCGAAAUGGCGUGGCAGCCGCGCAGGCGGUGCAUUGGACAUGGCCAUAGCAAGCGGCAAUUUGGCAGUCAUUUCGCAGCUGGUAGAAGAGUUCAACGUUGUUGUUGCCGCAGAUGACUUGAGAGAAGCAUGUGGAUGGCAUCCCGGCUAUGUUGCUGAUCACUUGGCCUCGCUCAGAAGAUUAGGGACAACGGACGCGGAUGCCCCGCCACUGCCGUCACGGCCGCACGAUGAGCGGAACGAGCAAUACUGUACUUUCAAAAGCAGGGAUAUUUUUCGCCUUGUGAACAGCUAAAGUGUCGGAGAUGCAUCUUCAUCUAAGCAUGAUCAAGCUCCGGUUUAUGGGCGACAUUCCGCGAAAUGUCAUUGAGAAACCAGAUCAAUCGAGAUGGCGAAGCCGCGAUAUGAGAAUCAAUAAAAA